CAUUCAUUGAGACAUCUCAACGUGCUCGGACUGCUACUACCAUGGCUGACAUCAUCUCCUUCGCUACAGCUUCCCUCGGCCGUGACCGGCCGGCACAGGCUAUACCGACAUUAAAACAUCAUCACGAGCAAUUCAAACCCCAUGAAAUUUACUUCACACUGAGUCUGGCGUUUGUUUCCUACUUGCUCGAUUAUUUUGACCGUCCCAGGUUGAUCCUAUUCGUCCUUUUGCUCUUCCUUCCAAUCACAUAACCCAUCAUGUCUAUGUCUAUCGAAGAUGGAAAGGUCUCACGGCAGCCAAGACCUGUUCCUAGUAUCCCAGAAAAUGUUCUCGACCAGUUCAGCAUGAAAGGGAAAGUUGUCGCCAUCACCGGUGCCUCAGACGGCAUCGGCUGGGCUGUCGCCGAAGCCAUUGCAGAAGCGGGCGGCAACGUGGCCUUGUGGUACAAUACCAACAAUGCCGCUGUGGCCAAGGGCGACGCACUAGCAAAGAAGCACCACAUCCGCGCAAAAGCGUACCAAGUCGAUGUUUCGAACCAUCAAGCGGUCCAGAAGACAGUGGAUGAUGUAGUGCGAGACUUUGACAAGCUUGACGUCUUCGUGGCGAACGCUGGGAUGGCGAUAUCGAAGCCGAUCACGGAGCAGAGCAUUGAGGAAUAUCACAAGCAGUACGAUGUGAACGUACACGGAGUCUUCUACUGCGCCAAAUACGCCGGCGCCAUCUUCAAGCGCCAGGGUUUCGGCAACCUAAUCAUCACAUCAAGCAUAUCUGCCCAUAUUGUCAACGUGCCCGUAGACCAGCCGGUGUACAACUCCACCAAAGCCGCCGUGAACCAUCUCGGCAAAAGCCUGGCUCGUGAAUGGCGCGAGUUUGCCCGUGUCAACGUCGUCUCGCCUGGCUUCUUCGACACGAAGAUGGGUGCUUCGCCGCUUUGUCUGAACGAGGCAUACCGAAUGACGCCAUUGGGUCGACAAGGCCACGUCAAGGAGAUCAAGGGAUUGUAUCUUUAUCUCGCUAGUGAUGCAUCAAGCUACCAGACCGGAAGCGACACUAUCAUCGAUGGUGGGUACGUACUUCCGUAACGCGCAGCAUGAAGCUGAAAUCGACCACGCAUGCAUCCAACCCGCGCAUAAGGGUGUGGUACGAUGAACCAUUCACGUGACUAUCCAAUUUGAGUCAGCAUGCGAGGUCAAAGCUUGCGCUUGUUCCUGCA
Baudoinia panamericana UAMH 10762 is the source of this 1213-nucleotide messenger RNA. RefSeq lists its product as uncharacterized. The transcript has 3 exons. The record is from RefSeq and is a predicted model, not a curated record. Lineage: Eukaryota; Fungi; Ascomycota; Dothideomycetes; Mycosphaerellales; Teratosphaeriaceae. Gene Ontology annotation, molecular function: oxidoreductase activity, acting on NAD(P)H, oxygen as acceptor. Gene Ontology annotation, cellular component: intracellular anatomical structure. The coding region runs from base 258 to 1082 and encodes 274 amino acids.